AUGGAAGACCUAGAGGAACGCAUCUUGUCCGGCGUCCGGAGCAUGCUUGAUAAUUUCCAGGGUCGGAUCGUGGACUUGGUACAUUUCAAGACCGGCAUUGCCAGUGAGCCUUGCCAUUCCUAUCACCACUAUACAACUCUUCAGAGAGACAAGCGAAGCCGACCAACUGACCACUUACGCACUAUCUACCUUUCUGCUGACUCGUCAGAUUCCAACGAUUAUUCCUCUCCACCUCGUUCUCCUGGCUUCAGCCUAGGAGAGGGUGUGGACACUGCUCGUGGCCACGGUGCCCGAGACGUUGCUAAACGCCGCGCUGCACAUCGUUCCCUGACCAGCGGCUCAUCAGGUGGAGGCGGAUCUUCCGGUAUGUCAAAUUCCUCUUCAUCAACUGCUGGGUCUGCCAAUGUUUCCUCAAUCGGUACUCAAGGCUUAGUUAUCUGUCCCGAUGGCUCAUGCGGUAGCUCUUGUGGCAACUCUCGCCCGCAAAUUCUGAUAGGCGGCCUCACUUUUGCUAGUCUUUGCCGAGCUCGCAAAUUAACACCAUCUGAGUCCAUCUCUUCCGUAAGACGAACUGCUGGAUCUGGCAGUAGUCGGCCCUCAGGUCUGGUGACGACUUCAACAACGCUCGCCCAUUCUAGUGGGUCCUCAGAUGAAGCCGGGUCAAAAGCGUCUACUCGAUGUCGUCGGGGUCCCCGUUCUGGUCAAUCAAAUCGGUCGGCUGGCGGUGGAGUCGAAUUCAUCACCACCUUCGGCUCUGAUGGAGAUGAAGACGAUGGAGAACUAGAUCGAAAUAAUGAGUAUAUUAAUGGGGACGGUGGUUGGGGUGGAAUGAACGGUGGUCCUCGACGCCAUCACCAUCCAUCAUCUGAACAUCGCCCCUUGACUGAGGCAGAGCGGCUCAUGAGGGAUCGGAGACGGGCCUUAGCAACACUGUCACAGCAGCCUAAAUCUCUCCAGACGGGGACAACUGUCUCUGCAUCCGGACCCUCGGCUUCUUCCGUUUCGUCAUUCGCAACCUCAUUGGCUCGUUCGGUGGCAGGCCCUCUGAGCGGUGGAAUGACGCCUAUGGUUGUCACGACCUCUUCAAUGCGCGUAAACUUCCUUGCAAUUACAUUGCUAAAGAGCCACAUUUUAUCCUCAGCAUCUGUGGAUAUUUAG
Molecule: messenger RNA, 1158 nt
Organism: Protopolystoma xenopodis
Lineage: Eukaryota; Metazoa; Platyhelminthes; Monogenea; Polystomatidea; Polystomatidae
Source: the annotation of a GenBank genome assembly